UUAUCAUUGUCGAAAAUGUCGAAACUGGUUACCCCCCGUUCCCGCCAGUCACGCCAACGGUAUAUAAAGAGUCUUUUCGAAUAUCCAGUGCCUGUCUUCUCCCAUCCCAACAUUUGCAAGAUGAUUCGCGUGGCGCUGCUGCUGCUGUGUGCGAUUUCCGCCUUGGCCGACAAGCCCGGCCCCUCCUUCGGACCCCCUCCCCCUUCCUACGGACCCCCUCCCCCCUCUUACGGACCCCCUCCCAAGCCUUGUUAUCCUGAGAUCAAGUAUGUGACGCGUUAUCAAACGCAGGUCCAGCAGGUACCCGUAUACGAAACAGUGUACCAGCCCCAGAUCGUGCCAACUACCCUGUACCAGACCCAGUACCAAACCAAGUACCAGACGCAGGUGCAGAGCCACUACAUUCCCCAGUACAUCACUACCACCCAGUACCAGCCCCAGUAUAUCACCGAAACCGCCUACCAGACCCGCUACCAAACAAGAUACCAGACCCAGUACGUCACUCAGACUCAGUAUCAACCACAGUACAUCACCGAGACGCUGUACAAUACCCAGUACCGCACCAAGACCCAGGUCCAAUACGAAACCCAGGUCCAGUACCGUACCCAGUACGUCACGCAGACCCAGUACCAAACCCAGACCCAGUACCGCACCCAGUACGUGCCCCAGUACAAGACGGUGGUCGAGACGAGGCAGAACUACGUCACGGUCUGCCCGAAGAAAGGCUACUACUGAGAGACCGUUUGGUGAAAAACAAACGACGUUCUCAACUUUGUUUCAGAAUUCUUCUUUUGUAUACUGUUUCUUGUUUAUCCGAAACCUCAGUAGUUCUUCCCGAUUAGUACCGCAAAUGUUUCUGAUAUUAAUCCAGUCUAAAUAACAUUUUUUGAGCAUCCCUCCCAAAGAAAUGUCAUAUUUAUCACAAGUCCACAUUUUGUUUCCAUCCAUUUUUUUAAAUCUUUCUUUCUAUUACCUCCAUCAUCUUCCAUGCUGACAGAAAUAGUUUUAUUUUGUAUAUAUGUAAAAAGGAACCGCUUAUUUCUCACGAUAAUGCAAGAGAGACCGUUUUCUGUUUUUGGCGCCUCAACGUAAUCAUAUUUUUUCUCUGCACUCAGGUUAAUGUCUGUAUAAUAUUUUUUUCAAUACCUUUUGUGUAUCGUUUAUCCAGUAUUUUUACACUGUUGAUGAUGAAGUUUGAUAUGUUUCUUCCAAUAAAACGUAAUAAAAAAUACA
Messenger RNA from Penaeus monodon (black tiger shrimp), 1233 nucleotides. Its product is annotated as adhesive plaque matrix protein-like. The transcript is spliced from 3 exons. Lineage: Eukaryota; Metazoa; Arthropoda; Malacostraca; Decapoda; Penaeidae. The record is from RefSeq and is a predicted model, not a curated record. Bases 16 to 735 code for a protein of 239 amino acids.